UUAGCCUGUGGCAGUUGAGUUUGAAUUUAGUGGCGGCGGGUGCUUGUCCGAGUAGGCGAAGAUCCGCUCCGGCUCAGCUGGCCCGGCGAGGUUUUUUUUCUCGGCCCCUGUUUCGGGACGCACAGUCCCCCGCAGCCUCCUCCGAAGCGCCAUGGCUCCGGCUAGGAAGCGCGGCAGUCGGGUAGCUAAGACCACCAACUCGUUACGGAGCCAGAAGAUCGCCUCCUUUCUUAAAGACUUCGACCGUGAAGUACAAAUUCGAUCCAAGCAAAUUCAGUCAGAUGGGCAGAACCUCCUCAAGGAGAUAGAUAACCUAUAUAACAUCGAGAUCCUGCGGCUCCCCAAAGCGCUGCGCGAGAUGAACUGGCUCGACUACUUCGCCCUCGGAGGAAACAAGCAGGCCCUGGAAGAGGCAGCAACUGCUGACCUGGAUAUCACAGAAAUUAACAAGCUAACAGCAGAAGCUAUUCAGACACCCCUGAAGUCUGCUAAAGCACGAAAGAUAAUACAAGUGGAUGACAUGAUAGUGGAAGAAGAAGGAGAAGAAAAACACAAGAGUCUUCAAACUGCAAGAGUCAAAAGGUGUCCUCCAUCUAAGAAGAGAGCCCAGUCGAUUCGAGGAAGAGGCAAAAGCAAAAGGUCUAGCCACAAUGACAUGUUCACCCCAGCUACGAGCCGACUGGAGAUGUCCAUGGUGAAACCAACUCCAGGCCUGACCCCCCGGUUUGACUCGAGGGUCUUCAAGACCCCGGGCCUGCGCACUCCAGCAGCCAGAGAGCAGAUUUACAACAUCUCGGUGAACGGCAGCCCUCUCGCUGACAGCAAAGACAUCUUCCUCACCGUGCCAGUGGGCGGCGGGAAGAGCAUGCGGUUACUGGCUAGUGACUUGCAGAGGACGGAUAUCGCACACCUGGACCCAGAGGCCCUGGGGAACAUCAGGAAGCUCUCCAGCCGGCUCGCCCAGAUCUGCAGCAGCAUACGGACCUACAAAUGACAAGCCAGACUCGCCAGGAUGGGCCUCGCUGGACACGUCCAGGCCCUGGAGAGACAUUCCCUUCAGGCUUUUGUUUGUUCGGGUGCGAGGUUCCAGAGCAAGGAGGAGUGUUCCUCCUGGGGAGUUCGGAAAGGGGAGACACUCUGUCCCCUAAGUUAGAUGCGUGUGUAAUUUUGUGACAUGACUGUUCCCAGUAGUUCAGCCCUGUUCAGGCUGAAUUCUUUUCAACUCAUUUUAUCCUCCUUUUCCUGAAACUUUUGUACAUAUUGUUUUCCUGAGUAACGGUAUCUGUAAGCUGGUUUGUUCUGAGCGCACCUACUGAAAGGUACCUGCUUUCAAUAAAUUCUGGGGUUUUUGUUUUUUAA
Molecule: messenger RNA, 1359 nt
Organism: Tupaia belangeri chinensis (Chinese tree shrew)
Lineage: Eukaryota; Metazoa; Chordata; Mammalia; Scandentia; Tupaiidae
Gene: CDCA8
Product: cell division cycle associated 8
Exons: 11
Coding region: 152-994 (280 amino acids)
Biological process (GO): mitotic sister chromatid segregation
Cellular component (GO): spindle midzone; chromosome passenger complex; chromosome, centromeric region
Source: RefSeq, a predicted model, not a curated record